Xiphias gladius (swordfish) is the source of this 4478-nucleotide messenger RNA. RefSeq names its product RNA-binding protein 6 (gene rbm6). Lineage: Eukaryota; Metazoa; Chordata; Actinopteri; Istiophoriformes; Xiphiidae. Gene Ontology annotation, cellular component: nucleus. Bases 304 to 4284 code for a protein of 1326 amino acids. The record is from RefSeq and is a predicted model, not a curated record. The transcript has 23 exons. Gene Ontology annotation, molecular function: RNA binding. Gene Ontology annotation, biological process: mRNA splicing, via spliceosome.
GAGGGCCGCUGUUUGCCUGCCCUUAACCUAUGAUGUUAUAUCAAGGCCUAGCCCUGCAUGGAAUCGAAAACGACAGUGGUUGUAUUUAAUAGCCUCUGUGUGGUGGCGGCGCUUGGCCCUACAACCUCAUGUACAUCGCACCACGAAGAAGAAGAUUCGUCUCCGCUGCAGCAACAGACGAAGAAGAACGUCCGUCUCCAUUUUUCAUCAGUUUGUUAAAGCCAUCGACGACCUGAACGACAGCCCUCUGCGAUAUUGAUAGCGAGCUCAAAGAACAAGCAAGAUAAGAUACUGACUGCAGACAUGUGGGGUGGGCCAGGGCCAGGGCAAGGACCACGGGGAGGACCCCCUUUCCGUGGUGAUCAUCGUGGAGGAAUGUUUGGGGGCAGAGAUCGUCCCGUGCCUGAUUUUAGAGGAAGAGAUGGGGUUAACAUGGGGACCAUGGGUCAUAUGGGCCCAAGACCUCUAAAUCUACCACCUAUGGACAUGAGAAGGAUGGAUGGGCCACCCAUGAGGGGUCGUGAUAUGGACCCACGGGAUAUUCGAGGUAGAGAGCCAAACAGAGAUUUAUUCAGACCUGGGGAAGAGCAAGACUUCAACCUUAGAAGGCAUUAUGAAAUUGCCAUUAGAGACAAACUGAUGAAUUCUUCUGGUUUCCCAGGACCAGCCAGGAACUCAGUAGACAUGGGAGGGAGGGGUAUGUCACCACGGGACCCGCACAGCAAAUUUAUGGACAUGAGAGACAGAGAGUCAAUACAUUUCAACAUGCCACGGUUCAAUAAUCCCAAUAUUGAUGGAAGAAGAGGGUUUCCCAUGGACCGAAUGGAGCAAAAUGAUGGAUUUAGGGACAUGCGUGACCGGCCCCCAGUGGGCAUUGGUGAUGGUGAUCGUUAUGAUAUGGACUUACCUCCACGUGAAAGGAGAAUGAUGGACACUGACAGAAGAGGAGGGCCACCUUUCAAUCCAAGAGGCGGGUUUGAUUCUGAUAUGGAUUUCAGAAAUCGUCCUGGACCAUCAGCUGAAUUUAGAGGUAGAGAUCGAUCACCUUUAAGACUUGGAAACAGUGAUGUCCCUCCAGUGGACAGGGUGAGGUCAGACAUGCCUUCAGAAGUUGCUGGCCCUCAAAGAUCACAGUUUAUGGGUGCAGAAGGCACUCUGAGAGAGAGAGACUAUCCAGAUUCAAGUGACAGUACCCUUAUGGAUUAUCGGAGUGGAGAAGAGAUGACUCUUGCAGAAGAAUGGAAGAACCGUCGAAAGGACAAAACCCCUUUUUUAAACAUGGGUAAAGGUAUGGGAGGCGUACCUGAACCCAGCUUCCCCAUAGGUUUUGGCAGAGAUGCGAAUGUUAGAGAUCCGUCACCGUUUCAGGAAAGGAAUAGGCCAUCUGUUGAGUUCCCAAGGAAAGAUGUCAGCUUUCCUCAUGGCGACCAUUUUCCUGCUAUUGACCUACCACCAAUUGGCAGCAAAGGUCCACAAGACCAUCCACCUCCAGAAAUAAGUCCCCUUACUGGCCCUCUCGUCAGUGAAAAUGAGAGUAAACAUUGGCUUGGAGAAAGGGACCCAAAGCAUAAUCAGAAUAAAUCACAAAGUGACGAAAGGCCCCCUUACCAUCCAGAGAAGAACCAGCCCGCACAUGAGAUUCAGGAGCCAAAUGACUGUUUUAAAGGGAUGAAAGACAUCCCGCACAAUCAAGGUGCUGUCAGGGGUAAGAUGGAGACAGAACGUGAUUUCCAAAGCAGCAGCACUGUACAAGCGAGAGAUCAAGACUACAGAGACAUUGAUUACAGAACAGGGUCGGGGAGGGCUUUUGAUUACAAAUGCGAGGACCUUCAACUUCCAGAGAAACUCAUAAAAGAGUCUAAACCAAUCACGCCUUCAAAAUUUAGUGAGUCUGGUUCUCAGGAUCAAGAUUACAGAAGUGCAUCAGUGGAGGAUAAGGUUUCCAACACAAUAUCCAUAAUCGGUAUUCCAAAGACUGCCACAAUGGAGCAGAUUCUUGGGGCCUUCGCAGUCCAUGAUGGUGUGCCAAUGCAGGGGAUGAAAAUCAAAAAUGUAGUGCCAGGUUACAGCUACGAUACGGCCUAUGUGGAGUUUUUAAACCUCGAGGAUGCAGUCCACUUCAUGGAGUCCAACAAGGGAUCCCUAAAGGUUGGCACUAGAACAGCUACCAUGAAAUUCAUCCAGCCAGACGAGCAUGAAAGAGUUCAUGAAUCAGAUCAGAAAGUACCUCAACUCCAGGAGCCUCAGUUGAACAGACCAGAAGAACCUUCAGAAGGGUUGAAGACUAACCUGAAUGGGCCCAAACCAAAAGCUCCUAUGGAGCCAUUGUCUCAAGGCCUGUGGCAGCGUAGCUCUGAUCUGACUCCAGAGGCAUGGCAGCAGCAGGUGGACCAACAGCUCCAACAGCAAGAAACCGAGCAGCAGGCAGAGUCUUGGGGCAACCACAACCUUUCUCAUCCCAGUUCACACCCAUCUGACUCAGUCUUUAAAGACAGUAAAACCAUGAUAAUAAAGAAUGUUAAGCCCACCACCACAGUAGAGACUAUCCUGAAAGCCUUGGAUCCCUUUGCAUAUCUGGAUGAGAGAAAUGUCCGCCUAGUCAAGGCCAAGCCACCUGGAGCAAAGUGCUUCUGUUUUGUUGACAUGGACUCCCAUGAGCAAGUGACACGUCUGGUUGAGCUCCUCACUAAACCCAGACCCCUUUAUAUUGAUGGAGUCAGAGUUUAUGCUGAGGUUGCAAAACCCCUGAAGAACCAAAAUUUCAGAAAAGAUUUGGAUAAACCAAACAGUUCUAUCCUUGGUUAUCCACCUGAGGCCAGCAUGAUGGGGCAGCAGAUCCCACAACCUCCACAAUACACACAACUUCUACAGCCACCUGCUGGUGCUCCCCCUGUAAUGCAAGGCGAUUUGUUGACUGGCACUAACCCCUCUCUGACAUCCGACCCCAGCAUUAGCCAGGGUGUUGGCUACUGUGAAACUCCAACAGUGGAUCCUUCAUGCCAUGCUGGUGGACCCCAUGUUCCCACAGAAUCAGAUGGGAUGACUGCCACCGCAGACGGAUUACAGGCCUACAUCUAUGGCUCUGAGACUCCAGACAUCUGCAACUACUUGUAUGAUGCCACGUCAGGCUUCUACUACGAUCCUGAGACAACACUGUACUAUGACCCUAACUCUAGGUAUUUCUACAAUGCUCAAACCCAGGAGUACAUGUACUGGGAUGCAGUGUCAAAGACCUACAUCCCAGUUCCAGGAGGGAACUCUGCAGAGACCCAACCUGUGACCAUGACCGCUGAAGACCAGGCCAUUCUUUCCAACCCAGCAGCAGAUGCUCCUCUGGAUAUGAAGAAACCAUCGGUGCUUCCCAACACCACACCAGCUCUUGCAGCAGGUCACAUGUCUGCUAUGGAGCCUGGCUCCACUUCUACAGCAACUCCUGAGAAGAAAGACGAUGACGACUCUGCUAAAAAGGACAAAGAGAAGGAUAACAAAGAGGAGAAGCCGAGAAGUCUUGCUGCUGUCAAGAUAAUGAAAGAUAUGGAGCGCUGGGCAAAGAUCCAGAAUCGUCAAAAGGAAAGUGUCCGUGCCCCAUCACCGGUGCUGAAGACUGGAAUGGACGAUGAUAAAAGGCAGUCUAAGUCGGCUGACGCUGGUUUUGCUAUCUUUGAGAGGAAGAUCUCAGGUGGAGAUGAUCUUUUUAAAAAGCCACUCGCUCCCCCUAAGAAAGAUGAAAAAUCAAAGCGUCCAAUGGGCUCCCUGGGUCUGCUGGCAUCAGACUAUGCAGCUGGAAGUGAUGAAGAGGUGGAAGAGGAAAAGGAGGAGGCAGCCAAAAGCAGUCAAGGCAGCCAGUCUGAAGACAAGGAUGACAAACUGACAGACUGGAAGAAGAUGGCCUGCCUGCUCUGUAGGAGACAGUUCCCCAACAAGGACGCACUGAUCCGCCACCAGCAGCUUUCUGACCUGCACAAACAAAAUAUGGAGAUCCACCUUAAGAUCAAGAGGUCAAAGAAGGAGUUAGAGGCACUAGAGAACCAGGAAAAAGAACUAAAUGCCAGAGAAGCAUCCAGAUCACCAGAACAGAAAAGAAGAAAACACCAUCACCAGCAGCCACAGCACCAUAAUAUCUGGGCUGGAAGCUCCAGGGAGAUUAAUAAAGUCAGUGAGAGGCCGGGUUUAGGGGCUGAACCUGUCCCGAGGAAAAAGAAAGAACCUGUCGUCUGGGAUCAUGCCACCUACAAACAAGCAGUACGCAAGGCCAUGUUUGCACGGUUCAAGGAACUUGAGUGAUCUCAUCUGAACACAUCCUCACUUUGAUAUGUGAAGUGUUAAUGAAAUGCUUGUCCACCUACGCAUGAAAAAUCCCUUGGACCGUCUUUACUGUUUCUCUGCCUUGGACAUUGUAGAGCCUCAAUUUUCUACACUGAGAUGAAGUGACAAAUGAUGUGGCCCUAAAACCACAUUAAAUGGGUAGGGUGGAGCUU